Molecule: messenger RNA, 1689 nt
Organism: Euleptes europaea (tarantolino)
Lineage: Eukaryota; Metazoa; Chordata; Lepidosauria; Squamata; Sphaerodactylidae
Product: leucine-rich glioma-inactivated protein 1-like
Exons: 9
Coding region: 1-1626 (541 amino acids)
Biological process (GO): myelination in peripheral nervous system; neuron maturation
Molecular function (GO): protein binding
Source: RefSeq, a predicted model, not a curated record
AUGGGCCGGCGCCUGGGGCUCGGCGGGGCCGGCGCCCCGCUGCUGCUGCUGCUGCUGCUGGCCGGGCCCGGGGCCGGCCGGAGGCCCCCGCGGAGGAAAUGCGCCCUGGGCUGCUCGUGCGCCAAAGACGCGGCGCUCUGCGAGGGGGCCGAGGAGAUCCCGAAGGAGCUGCCCCCCAACCUGGGCUCCCUGUCUCUCAUUCGCUCCGGAUUCACAGAGAUCUUGGAAGGCAGUUUUCACCAUGUGCCGACGGUUCAGCUGCUCCUGCUCACAUACAACUCCUUGGACCAGAUCGCGAACAAUGCCUUCGAUGGACUUGUACACCUGGAAUACCUGUUCAUUGAGCACAAUAGGCUAGAAUCUAUCUCCAAGAAUGCCCUCCAAGGCCUAAAGAGUCUUCUCCAUCUGAGCUUGGCUCAUAAUAACCUACAGACCUUGCCGAGGCAUCUGUUCCGGGGCCUGAAUGCUUUGACCGCAGUGGACUUGCGGGGAAAUGCCUUCCACUGUGACUGUAAGCUGAAAUGGCUGGUGGAGUGGGUGAGCUACACCAACGCUGUGGUGGAGCCGAUAGAGUGCCGGUCACCCGCCGAGCUGAACCGCACCAACCUCGCUGAACUCCGCCCAGGGGGCUUCAACUGCAUCACCACGGACCUUGUUCUCUUCGAUGUCCUGCCCUACCAGUCACUGUCAGUGGAAACUUUCACCUAUCACGGGGAACAAAAUUUGGUGAUCGCCCAACCCUUUCUCGGACGUUGCAUCUUCCUAGAGUGGGACCACGUGCAAGGGAGAUUCCGCAGCUACGCCAACAUCACCGGCUCAUCCACCAUCGUCUGCAAGCCCCUGGUGAUCGACGGCCAGCUCUUUGUGGUCGUGGCUCAGCUCUUCGGAGGCUCGCACAUCUACAAGCGGGACGAAGCGACGAGCCGCUUCCUCCGCACCCAGGCCAUCGAGGGCUCGCGCAUCCGCAAGCCCAACGACGUCGAGGUCUUCCGGGUGGAGGGCGACUGGUACUUCAUCAUGGCCGACAGCUCCAAGGCUGGAUCCACCACCCUGUACCGCUGGAAUGGCCACGGCUUCUACACCCAUCAGUCGCUGCACGACUGGUACCGCGACACGGACGCCGAGUUCCUGGAGAUCGCCGGCAAGCCGCACCUCAUCCUGGCCAGCAGCUCCCAGCGCCCCGUCAUCUACCAGUGGAACAAGCAGAAGUUCACGCCUCGCACCGACAUCCCGGACAUGGACGACGUCUACGCCGUCAAGCACUUCAAAGUCAAGGAGGAUGUGUACAUUUGCCUGACCCGCUUCCUUGGCGACUCCAAGGUGAUGCAUUGGGAUGGAUCCAUGUUCCGAGACAUUCAGCACAUGCCGUCGCGUGGCUCCAUGGUUUUCCAGCCCCUGACCAUCGCCGGCUACCGCUACGCCUUCCUCGGCAACGACUAUUCCUUCAGCCAAGUGUACCGCUAUGAACCCAUCACGGGUCUCUUCCAGCACUUCCAGGAGCUGAACACCCAGGCCCCGCGCUCCUUCGCCCACCUCCACGUCGACAAGCAAGACUUCCUCAUCGCUUCCAGCUUCAAGGGCAAAACCCACAUCUACCGGCACGUCAUCAUCGAUCUGAGUGCCUGAGCCUGUCCACAAUGGGGUUCGGGGGUGUCGAAUCAGGAGGCAGCCGCCGUAGGGAGAGGAGGA